AAAAAAGAAAAAAACUAAGGUAAGAGCAAAAAAAAACAAAAUGGAGACUGAAAAUUUAGUGCCAGUAAUUGAUUUACAGGAUUUUCCAAGGCAAUCAUCCAAGUUGAUUUGGGCGUGUGAAGAAUGGGGUUGUUUCAGAAUUUUGAACCAUGAUAAAAUCCUUCCAGUUUCACUCAUGGCAGAGAUGAAGGAAGUGGUGAGGACAUUGUUUGAUCUUCCAAUUGAAAUCAAGAAACGCAACAAGGAUGUACUUGCAGGAUCUGGAUACAUGGCUCCUAGUGAAAAAAACCCUCUUUAUGAAGCGUUUGGUCUCUAUGAUAUGUCUUGUGCUGAAGAUUUAGAUGAGUUUUGUACUCAGUUGGAUGCAUCUCCACAUCAAAGAGAGACAAUCAAGCAGUAUGCUGCAGCAAUUAAUGGACUAAUGAUGGACGUUCUGUAUAAGAUGGGUGAAGGGUUGGGACUGCCAAAUGUUUCCUUUGAGGAUUGGCCUUGUCAGUUUAGGAUUAACAAGUACAACUUCACCCCAGAAGUUGUAGGUUCCUCUGGGGUUCAGAUACACACAGACUCGGCAUUCCUUACUAUUCUACAGGAUGAUGAAAGCGUUGGUGGUCUUGAGGUCAUGAAGAAGUCUGGUGAAUUUGUAGCAGUUGAUCCUUGGCCAAACACCCUCCUUGUGAAUAUUGGAGACAUAGGCACGGUAUGGAGCAAUGGAAGAUUAUACUCUGUCAAGCAUAGAGUGAUAUGCAAGGAAGCAAAACUCCGGGUGUCUAUUGCUUCAUUCAUCUUGGGACCAAGGGACACAGCAGUGGAACCACCACCUGAGCUGGUAGAUGCUGAACACCCCCGUAUCUAUGUUCCUUUCACUUUCAUUGAUUAUAGGGAGCUCCGUUUAUCAACAAAGUUACAGGCGGGGGAAACUCUUGAUCUUAUGCGCACUAACUUGUAAAACUUUGGCAAGCAUCUCAGGUCCUCCGUUAUAUUAAUUUACAGAAAUGAUCUUGAAAGUAGAUGAAUCUUAGUGGGAUUUCAUCUACUAUAUAUUGUCAAUGAUCUAAUACUACAAUAGCCUAUAAAAUGGCAGAGCAUUUAUGCAUAUCAACAAAAGCAUCUAUGAUCCAUCUUUGUAUUGUGUUCUUCUGUUAUCUAUUGAUUUUAUAAGAAUUGAUCAGGUCUUAUCUUUCAUUACAA
Molecule: messenger RNA, 1188 nt
Organism: Solanum stenotomum
Lineage: Eukaryota; Viridiplantae; Streptophyta; Magnoliopsida; Solanales; Solanaceae
Product: 2-oxoglutarate-dependent dioxygenase DAO-like
Exons: 3
Coding region: 41-946 (301 amino acids)
Biological process (GO): auxin catabolic process
Molecular function (GO): indole-3-acetaldehyde oxidase activity; dioxygenase activity
Source: RefSeq, a predicted model, not a curated record